AUGGAAAGACCAGCCUCGAAAGAACCCCACGAAGAACCUGUCUCGGGAUUGCAACAUGAAGAGAAACCGGACAUCUCUGCCUCAGAUGGCACACGAGAUCAGCUACAGGUGCGCAGCGGACCACAAGGGCACAGCGAGUCGCUAGAACGAAAGCGACGACGAGUCUCAAUAGGAGACGGAGAUGAAGAGAGAAGAGAACGGAGUAUAAGGAUACUAGAGCAGAGCCUCUUCUCCAGGAUCUUACAAGGAAUUGAGCAGAGAGUUGAUCAACUAAUCGAUCAGAAAAUUGCGCGGGGCUACCUGCAGCAGACCCAGCCGAGAACCGACAUGUUAGAGGCGAGGUUGGAGCAAAGACUAGAGCAGCUUUCGACGACGCUGGAACAGGCUGAAGAAGGGCAUCUCACUGGAGCCAGACCCGGUGCUUCUUCUGAUGAAGGGAUCCGCGAAUCUGUCCAACACCGUGUUAUACAGCCUGUGAAGGAGAACGAGUACACGGCAUUCUUAGCCACCCAUGUGCAGACGCGGGAACCUAAUAGCAAUUGGACGGCCGUCACGGCCAAAUCAUUCUUCAGAUCCAUCAGCAGCUUCAACAGGGACUUCAUUUUAGAGGAUGCAUCGCCAAGGCUUGAGCCCUGGGCAAGGCGCAGGACGAGGGUCGCCAUCAUCGACUCCGGGAUUAUUAGCUGCGAGAACAAACAACAUCUGAGAAAGUUAGAUCCUAUGAUAUGCGCCGCUGGUGAGCGAAUUAUCAAUCGCAGAAGUUGGGUUGGCGUGGAAAGCGACUGCAACGACGAGUGCGGCCACGGGACUCAUGUCGUGCGGCAACUCUUGGAGGUUGCUCCGCGAGCUGAGCUUGUAAUUGCCAAGGUUGCAAGCAACACGGAGAAUAUUCCCCUAUCCUAUGUUGCAAAGGCUAUUGAAUGGGCAGUGGACGACAACGACGUUGACAUCGUCGCGCUGUCUUUGGGCGUUUCCCAAGAUGACAAACACAUCAACACUGUUCUUGACAGGAUCCUAAAUCUUGAUGGAAAGCAGACGGGCCAGGUUUCGAACGGCGUAAAGGGCCAUCGGCGGCGAAUCGUCUUUGCUGCGGCAGGAAACCAUGGAGGAAACCGCAUGCGAGCGUCCCCGGCUCGCAGACGAGGCGUUAUAUGUGUCCACGCCGCGGAUGGUGAAGGCGACACAAAAUCCUUUAAUCCCGAUCCUGACCACGAGUGGGAGGAUAAUUUCUCGACUCUUGGCGUCGACAUUGUCUCUUUGCGCCAGGGCGAGUCGGUUUACAUAUCUGGCACCUCUUACGCGACGCCAAUCGCGGCUGGAAUCGCCGCCAACAUGCUGCACUUUGCCCGGAAUCAACCGGGCAUGCGGGAGGAGGACAAGAACUUGCUGCAUUCUUACUUUGGCAUGCGCCAGAUCUUUAAACGCAUAUCCUUUCCUCGCGGGAACUACGACUAUAUUUGUCCGUGGAGGCGCAAAGAUAGGAUGGCGAACCAGCCAGACGAAGCUACCGACAUGUCAUUAUCCGAGUUGUUAUGGUCAUCUAUAGGAGUCGCUCGCGAGGAGGCACGAAAGGCUGAGGCAUUGUAG
Metarhizium robertsii ARSEF 23 is the source of this 1587-nucleotide messenger RNA. Its product is annotated as Peptidase S8, subtilisin, Ser-active site protein. The transcript has 3 exons. Gene Ontology annotation, biological process: proteolysis. Lineage: Eukaryota; Fungi; Ascomycota; Sordariomycetes; Hypocreales; Clavicipitaceae. The record is from RefSeq and is a predicted model, not a curated record. Gene Ontology annotation, molecular function: serine-type endopeptidase activity. The coding region runs from base 1 to 1587 and encodes 528 amino acids.